Molecule: messenger RNA, 684 nt
Organism: Apodemus sylvaticus (European woodmouse)
Lineage: Eukaryota; Metazoa; Chordata; Mammalia; Rodentia; Muridae
Product: protein BRAWNIN
Exons: 3
Coding region: 211-414 (67 amino acids)
Biological process (GO): mitochondrial respiratory chain complex III assembly
Cellular component (GO): mitochondrion
Source: RefSeq, a predicted model, not a curated record
GGUUCCGGCCCGCUGGCGGUCGGCUCCGACUCUGGAGGGACCCUGCGACCUGUCGCCCUGCGCGUGUGCACUCCGCGGUACAGUCUCCCGCGCGCAUAGUCGUGGGCAGGAGUGAGGCCCUGCAGCGUCUCCCUGAGAGGCUAAGGGAGCGAGGGACCACCGGGUCCUCCUUGCCCUGCUCGGCGGGCGCUGGCUGCACCCACCUCCACCAUGCCCUUGGGCGUACCCUGGCCCACCUACUUGAAAAUGCUCGCCUCCAGCCUCCUGGCCAUGUGCGCCGGGGCCCAGGUGGUGCACUGGUACUACCGCCCUGACCUGACAAUACCUGAAAUUCCACCAAAGCCUGGAGAACUCAAAACGGAGCUUUUGGGACUGAAAGAGAGACACCGUGAACCUCAGGUUUCACAGCAGUAGAAACUUCAAAAUAUAGCUGUGAAUAAUACUUCUGUGAAUAAUGUCUUAAAUAUGUAUUUUAAAAUGUAUUAAGACUGCUUAAAACACCUAAUCUAGGGGGCUAGAGAGAUGGCUCAGAGGUUAAGAGCACUGUCUCCUCUUCCAGAGAUCCUGAGUUCAAUUCCCAGCAACCACUUGGUGGCUCACAACCAUCUGUAAUGGGAUGUGCCCUCUUCUGGCCCGCGGGCAGAAUGCUAUAUACAUAAUAAAUAAAUCUUAAUAUUUUUUAAA